AUGGCUAACCCAAGCACUGUACCGCCGCGUCACAUCGGUUUCGAUGCAGUAGGUGAUUUUAUACGUAAUCGCAACGGAGCCGCGAGUGAGAUCUGUAUGUGUCCUUGUGUGUAUUUCCGUCUAGCUUUUGGAAUGAAGAAAAAACGUACAACUGAAAAAUCAGCCGACGACCAACAUAGCUGUCUUGAAGCAUCAUCGAUUCCAAGUAGUGCGCCUCCACCAGCUAAGGAGACGCAAAAAUCAGACACCUCGUCUGAAAGGCAGGCCAGUAGUGGACAGGUGGUUGAGCAGACGACACGUUGUGAGGAGACUGGUGAGGCGUCCUUCUGCGACAACCGGAUGGGUUCAAAGGGCACAGACAAGGUGGAUUCAGGGGUUACUGAAAACUCCGCUACUCCUCUUCUCUCUGUCACUUCGCUGCAGCACGAAAAGUCUGUGCUUAACGAGACGGGGGAAACCGUCUUCUCGGAGGAUGAUGGCGAGGAGGAAGUAAAUCAGCCAGACACCGAGUCUUCAGAUGAUGAUGAUCUUGCGAUGCGUUUGCGACGACGUGAUGGUGGUGAUUCGGAAGAUGAAGACGAAAGUGAAGUCGAAGGCGAGAACGGGGAUGGAAACGAAGGCGAAGACGAGGAAGAAGAUUACUACACAGACGAUAGGGCUUCUCAAACCUCCAGUGAGAGAGAGGUGCUGGAUUCCACGAGAGGUCUAGAUGACACCAUGAGUACCCAUGAGGAAAAGGAAAAGAAGAAGAACUCUGACAGCCCAGUGAAUCGACGAGAUCCCACUUACGUGCCGCGCGAGGGGGCCUUCUACCUCCAUGAUGCUCGCGAUGAAUCCGGUGAUGAUGUUGGCGAAGUGAAAGUGACUCCAGCAUCGGAGACAGCCUCAACCCGUCGUUCGGGCAUACUGGCGAAGCGGUGGGGUCACGAUCUUUACAUAGAGCAGCAGCAGUGUCCGCGCACCACUGAGGAGAUAAUCCGUCGCUAUGGCUAUGACAUUCGUAAGUACGGUCUUGACCCCACUCAGGAGGUCACAUCGCGCCACGUUGUUGGCGGCUCCUGGAAACGGAGUCAGGCACGGGGAAGGGGAGUGGGGUUCGCUAAUUCGCACAAUGAUGUUGCCGCCUUCACCACAAAAGACUUUCCCGCAUUGGAAGAGCGUGACAAUUAUCGGAAUCGAAAUCGGAGAGGGGGUAGUCGUUUCCAUGACCCAAAACGCGAAGAAAAUCUGCACCAACGCUCGAAGACGGACGGUCACGCCUCUACUCUACAUGUAGACGCUGGAAGCUUAGAAGAUGCACCGAAGAAGGGCCAUCCAAUCAUUCAACGAGGUCGUAGGGCUCGUGGCUUUACCCCUCACGAAGGACAGAAGGAAGUGGUAGUGGUGGAAGAGUUCAGGAAGCGUCGAGGCAGUAGGGGUCGUGGAGUUAGUCGUAGAUUUUUUAACGCUGAAGGUGACGCUAGGCGUGGUUUCCAUAAUUUCAACACUACUCGGAAUUGGGGUCGAGUAGCAUCGACGGUGGUAGUGCCAAAGUCGCAACCUUCGCCCCAACAGUCACAGUCCCAGUUACCCCUGCAGGCACCCAGAUCAGGAAAACGAUACUCAGUGAAUCGAAAGACGCAUCGACCGGAGCCGUCAGAGGAGGGUCAAAGGGUGGAGUUUGUGGCGCCGACCUUGCCGGAUGCAGAGAUGCGGCAGUUGUAUCGGUCUGUCGAUCCCUCCAUUGUAGCCGCAUUAGUGCAGCGACAUCAAAUGGAAAAUCCGGAGGCUUUUGAGGCUGCUAAAGCGGCGUCUUUAUCCAUGGUGGAGGAACGGACGUUGCGGGUUGUGAAUAGAGAGCCCAAGUCCCCGCAGAAGUGUGAGCACAAUGACCCUAUUCGACCAGACGGUGAUACGGCAACUACAAACGGAGAAUCGUAG
Messenger RNA from Echinococcus granulosus, 1920 nucleotides. Its product is annotated as Protein CASC3. The transcript is spliced from 3 exons. Gene Ontology annotation, molecular function: mRNA binding. The record is from RefSeq and is a predicted model, not a curated record. Bases 1 to 1920 code for a protein of 639 amino acids. Lineage: Eukaryota; Metazoa; Platyhelminthes; Cestoda; Cyclophyllidea; Taeniidae. Gene Ontology annotation, cellular component: exon-exon junction complex. Gene Ontology annotation, biological process: mRNA processing.